UAUUCAAAAUAUCACGAGAGAAAGUAUUUUAAUUAUACGACGAAUACUAGCGCCGUCUUUAUUAAUACUUCUAACUAUUCGCCUAUCGCGAAGCCCGAGAUUCUUAAUACGCCCCUUCUUCGGUAUUCUAAGCGUAUAACGUAUAGCUAUAAGCUUUAUCCGUCGUUACCGAUAACUUAUAAGUUAAGUCGACGACUAGAGGAUCCCUUAUCUCCUAAAGAAGAUAAUAUAAAAUACCUAACGGAUAUCUAUAUUAUUUACUAUAGUAUAUCCCGUCUCUCGGCGUCGAACCUAUCUCUGUAUAGAUUUCCUUCUAAACGUCUAGAUUCUCUUCGUCGCUAUCUUAUCGACUUUUAUCUACGCUAUAUCUACGACGGAAUUAGCUAUACCUAG
This is a messenger RNA of Penicillium diatomitis, 393 nucleotides long. RefSeq lists its product as uncharacterized. The record is from RefSeq and is a predicted model, not a curated record. Lineage: Eukaryota; Fungi; Ascomycota; Eurotiomycetes; Eurotiales; Aspergillaceae. The transcript is spliced from 3 exons. The annotation marks the transcript as partial.